Aspergillus nidulans FGSC A4 is the source of this 312-nucleotide messenger RNA. RefSeq lists its product as uncharacterized. The transcript has 2 exons. Bases 1 to 312 code for a protein of 103 amino acids. The record is from RefSeq and is a predicted model, not a curated record. NCBI's taxonomy places the organism in Eukaryota, Fungi, Ascomycota, Eurotiomycetes, Eurotiales, Aspergillaceae.
AUGUCCUUCCCAGUUCUCUGCAUAAACCCUUUCCAAGGAUAUUUCCCCCAGGAGCCUGAGUCGUACGGGAACGAACUGGGCGAGCUACCGCCCCCAGUCCUGAUCUGGGGUAACCUCCGACUAGAAUGUGGAGAACCCUGUCUGCCGCUGCAGAUUUCCUCACUCGGUUCCGCUUUCGGCAUGGAUUCGCGCGCGGAGGUUGGGGAGACGCUCGUGCCAUCGUGGGGCUUUCGGCUUAAUGAUAUUGGCAUGCCCAUCAGCCGGCGGGAUGUGGACAUUGGCGUUGACACUGAGUCCAGCACGCCUGGUUGA